Messenger RNA from Phlebotomus papatasi, 2219 nucleotides. RefSeq names its product zinc finger protein 660-like. NCBI's taxonomy places the organism in Eukaryota, Metazoa, Arthropoda, Insecta, Diptera, Psychodidae. The transcript has 2 exons. The coding region runs from base 373 to 1926 and encodes 517 amino acids. The record is from RefSeq and is a predicted model, not a curated record. Gene Ontology annotation, molecular function: zinc ion binding. Gene Ontology annotation, cellular component: nucleus.
AAAGUUUUUCCGGGAUUUUUCUUCUUUUCACUUGCACAAACAGCUCUUAAAUUUAUCAAUUGUGAAUAAAAUAGUUCCAAAGUUAUAUCUCUGCAAAGCAUUGAUUCGGAUUUACCUUGUCAGUGUGAAUCUUUCGACUUAGAACUUAGAAGCAGUUGCAGCUGUUGCAUAUAAAAAGACCGACUAAGUAUCCAGAAACACUGCAAAUCCGAUAAAUUGAAAGGAAUUCUCAGGAGAACUGGACACACUGGGAUCACAAGAUUUCAAGAAAGUGAAAGAAGUUGCUUAUUAUUUACCUCAGGAUCUCAGUAAUUAUUAGAGAAAUACUUUGAGGGUUUCAGAUAAACCAGGAUUUCCUUAAGGGUUCAGGAAAUGUCUGAAUACAGUUUAGAAUCCUUGAGCAUUCCAGGUGACACAAUAUCCUGCAAAAUUAAUCCGCAAACCUUUCAAGAUGAGAAUAAUAUCAAGUAUAGUACAGUGUCUUAUAAUUCUAAUUCAAAUAGAGAACGAUCUUCUCCUGACCAGUUGAAGCAUCUAUUUGAAUUUAUGACCACCAAUUUGAAUCUUCUGAAUAAAAACAGUGACAAAGGGAAAAGAAAUAAUGCUGGUAUUCGAAAUCUUUGGAAGAAACUCACACAAGAACUUAAUAAUCUAGGACCUCCGAGACGUACAACCACAGAAUGGAAGAAGAUUUGGGCAUCCAACAAAUUCAAAUUGAAGAAGAAACUCUCCAUUAAAUAUUCUUCAAGUCGAAUGAGCAGUUUCGGAUAUUCAAUGGAAUCCUUGGAUAAUCAUGUGAAAGGAAUUUUUGGUCAGAAGCAGUAUGCCCAAAUUCCAGGAAAAUUUACUGAAGUCACUGAAGACCAAAUAUGUGGAAAAAUCUUAAAUAAAACGGAAAAGUUGCAGAGAAUCAGACAAUCUUGCAGGAUUUGCUUAGAAAAUGACGUUAAGAUGAAAUCCUUGAAACAAAAGUUCCAGAAAAUGUAUGUAGCACUGAUAGGAAAACCAUUGGAAUCUCAUGGACUCUCAUCAAUGAAAAUCUGUGAGCGUUGCAUCACAGAACUCACACGAGCAUACAAAUUCCAGCUACUUUGCCUCAAAACGGAAGAAUAUUUCACCUCUCUGAAAAUCCCUGAAAUUUCUCCUGAUGUGAAAGAUUCUCUCAAAGUAUCACAAGAAAAACUGAACACAGAAGAAUCCCUUCCAGACUCAACUACUCAUCAACUAUGCAAUCUCUGUGGGAAGAUGCUGAAGGCAGAGAGCAUGAAGGCCCAUUUGAAGCGUCAUGAGGCAGAUCAGGAGGAUCCUACUGUGCGACCUUUUAUCUGUAGUGAAUGUGGACGAUCUUACAGGACACUGUGCAACCUUCAGAGUCACAUGUCCUACACACAUACCAAGAGUAAAUCUUUCAAGUGCCGUUACUGCGAGGAUAUCUUCAUCUCGUACUUUCGGAAGCGCCUACACGAGAGCAAGUGCAAACUCCAACAGCAGACUCUCAAUCAUCCUUGCCCGGUUUGUCAGCAAACCUUCUCUCAUUCCUCCAAGAGAGAUGAUCAUGUGAGGGUACGGCAUACCUUUGAGAGACCUUUCAAAUGCCCUGAGCCGGAGUGUGAAAAGAGUUUCUUCACCAAACGCGUCCUUCGACGUCAUAUGGCCAAUCACUCUUCAAAUAAGACCAAGAUCUCGUGUACCAUUUGCAACAAGAUCCUUCGUUCCUGGCGCUCACUGACCACUCACAUGAACUCUCAUGAUGAUCAGCAACCAUCUCAUCUCACAUGCCAUCUAUGCCUGGAAACCUUCUCCGAGGAAAAGGCCUUCGCAUUGCACAUGCAACAAUGUAAUCAAUGCCAUUUGAAAUCCCCAAUCGAAAUGUUCGAUAAAAUAGAUAGCCUAGAUAAGGCUUUGGAGGGAAAUCACAAACACUGAGAUUAAAGCUAUAGCUAUACAUUAGACAUAAUUUAUUGAAAUAUUUCUUUUCAAUAUCAAAUAUUGACAAGGAUUGCCUCCACAUUGCAAAGAUUUAUUGACAUAAAUGUUUCAAUAUUGAAGAAAAUUGUCCAGUGUGUAGGUAUAUAUUGAAAUAUUAGUUUCAAUAUGGAACAUUUUAUUCAAUAUUUUGUUUCAUUAUUUUGAAUGGCUACAAACUAGGCCAAAUUAUGUCAAUAAAAAAUUUCAAAGUCACAUUGAAAUAAAAUUUCAAAGAAGUUCUAAAUAUCAAA